This is a messenger RNA of Salvia miltiorrhiza (redroot sage), 1077 nucleotides long. RefSeq lists its product as uncharacterized. The record is from RefSeq and is a predicted model, not a curated record. Bases 1 to 1077 code for a protein of 358 amino acids. The transcript is spliced from 5 exons. Lineage: Eukaryota; Viridiplantae; Streptophyta; Magnoliopsida; Lamiales; Lamiaceae.
AUGUCUACUUCUGACCGAUCCGGAUCUACGCAUUCGACCGACGAUCCGGAUGUGUCCGUGACGCCGCCCACGGGGGCUAUACCGACUGGUGUUGCUACUGAUGGGCGCACAUGGGUGCAUCUUCAUGGCAGGCCGAGUGGACCUAUUCGGGCUAGGGCUACUGAUAGCUUCCAAGGUAUGCCACAUGAAAGUGGCACGAAUUGGAAGAAUUUAACUGAAGAGAUGAAGGACGUGUACUUCGACGAAUUUGAGAAAGCAUUUUGUUGGCAACAAGAUAAAUAUACCAGACACCAAAUUAAGAAGGCGUGGAUCUCAGAGGCUCGAGUGGCAUAUAAGGAUUACAUUUCUGCAUGCAAGAAAACCCUCCUACUACACAAGAAGAAGAUUGAUUAUCUCAAUCCUAUUGUUGAGGCUGCUUGGAGGGCUUAUUGGGCAUUGCCUGAGACUCAGGCAAGGUCUGCACAGGCGUCUAGGAAUCGCCGAAAGGAGCCUUGCGGUGUUGGUACAGGGAUGGCUAUCCAUCAUGGGGGGUCGCGUAGCGCUCUGGAUCAUGCUGAGUAUCUGGCUCGGGAGAGCAAUAUCCCUCUUGACGCGGCGUCUUGGGCUACCUUUCGACGUAUCCAUUUUAAGAAUGGACAGUAUACCGCCGGACGACCUGCGCAGCACGGGUUGGAGGUCGAGAGGCGAGUGGCAGAGCUGCGUGAGAUACAGGGAGAGGUCACACCUGCCGACGUGGAUCGCAUCUUCCGAGAGGUAGUCACUCCUGAUCUGAAGGGGCGCAUCAUGGGAUUAGGUAUGAUGAUGUCGAAGGCGCUUACUUCAGGCGGCGGCGAGUCGAGCACCUCCACCAGCACCUCACACUUCGAUGCUCCUUCAAAGGCUGAGUUUACCACUUUGAGGGAGGAUCUUGACACCACAGCGAGGGCUCUGACCACAGCAGUGCAGGAGAUAGAAGCCAGGAGACAGAGAGAGGAGGAGCAGGCUAGGACUAUACAGGAGAUGCAGUCCCAGAUCGCGUUGCUCAUGCGAGGAUUUCGACCAUCCACCCCUUCUGAUGAGACUCACCCGGACCUUUGA